GUGUCAGUGUUGCCGGUUCCCUCCGCCGUCUCACACACCGGUCGCGGUUUGAAGAGGGCGCCCGGCGGAGCUCAGGCCCUGACGUCUCCUCAUCAUGUGAAUCGCAGCGGUUUCCCAGAGUGCAGUGUGCGCUUUGCCCCACCCCGUGUCUCAGCCCUCAUUUCCAAGCCGUGAGAAAUAAGAGCAAAAUACUGCAAGGAGCAGCAGCCGCCGCGGUACCCCCUCCUUCCUUCCUCCACCACCGGGGCACCCCAACAUCCCCCCCGCCUCCAGGGACACCAGCCGGGGGGGGAGGAGGACAAGUCCAUCCACAAAAGCAAGCAAAAGGGGGGUCCUGCACCACAUCGGAAAUCCUUCCCGGAGGCCCCCCAAUAAUCAGGAUUAUACCAUCGUACACCCCCCCUCGUCUUGCUGGAUUACUCUACAGGAGCUGAUUCUAGAGGGGGGUUGGUGGUGUGCACCGUGACCCGGAGAAGCCAAGCACACCACCGGCACCGCUGACCCCCCCUGCCUCCUCUCUGAUGAUCACCGGGCCUGGAGGCUUAGUACCGGGGCUCCUCGGUUUGGGGGUCCCCGUCCGGCAGAAUUGAUUAACCCAUUCAGUGCCAAACUAUUCCCUUCCCCCCCGUUUGCCAUUACCUGGCCGCGCCCCCUACCGGUGACAUUGCGGGCUGCCCCCCUCCUCUUCCCUAUCCGCUGAUCAAUAUCGGGGUGCUCCCCCCGGUGUGUCUUGCCCCCCUCUCCUCCCACCGUACCGUUUGAUCAGACACCGAGUGGAGAUACCGGGCCACCAUUUUAAGACAGGAAGAAGCUGGCGAGAGGGGGAGGCGGCACCCUGACAUCCCCCCCUUCUUCUCGCCACUAUUAGGGGGCCCCCUUUGCAAAUGGUGAAUUUGGGGGCGUGUGACCCCCGGGCGGCCAUGACUGACACCCCCCGGGCGGAUUAGUCGGGCCUCCGUUACUAUCACCGGGGGGUGGGGGUCAGUAAGGGGGGAGGCCGCUGCCGGUUGAGCUGUGCGGUUUUUGUCGCGUUGUUUUAUCGGGGAGGGGGAGAUUUUUAUCGCGUGCCCGGAGGGGGGGGACGGGGAGGGCCGCGGCCUAGUUGUUUGUUUUGCCUCCUCCGUCCCGAGCGGGUUUUCCUGAGCGCAUAGGCCGGGUGGCAGUGAGCGGUCAGUGACGGGCGGAGCGCUCGGUGAGCUGUGCGAGGAGGCCCUGCCGGGGAGCCGAGGAGGAGGAUGGGCUGUCUGGGGAACAGUAAGACGGAGGACCAGCGCAAUGAGGAGAAGGCGCAGCGGGAGGCCAACAAGAAGAUCGACAAGCAGCUGCAGAAGGACAAGCAGGUGUACCGGGCCACGCACAGGCUGCUGCUGCUGGGUGCUGGAGAGUCGGGGAAAAGCACAAUUGUGAAGCAGAUGAGAAUUCUUCAUGUGAAUGGAUUUAAUGCAGAGUAA
This is a messenger RNA of Hyla sarda, 1451 nucleotides long. Its product is annotated as guanine nucleotide-binding protein G(s) subunit alpha-like. Gene Ontology annotation, biological process: adenylate cyclase-activating dopamine receptor signaling pathway; sensory perception of chemical stimulus. Gene Ontology annotation, molecular function: guanyl nucleotide binding; mu-type opioid receptor binding; G-protein beta/gamma-subunit complex binding. Gene Ontology annotation, cellular component: heterotrimeric G-protein complex. NCBI's taxonomy places the organism in Eukaryota, Metazoa, Chordata, Amphibia, Anura, Hylidae. The record is from RefSeq and is a predicted model, not a curated record. The transcript is spliced from 2 exons. Bases 1236 to 1451 code for a protein of 71 amino acids.